AUGCCGUCGGCCACAGCGUCAGGGGCGGAUACUGGGUCAGGGGGCUCUGCGAAAUCCCGCGAACAUAACCAAGGAAAUCAAGACCGGAAAUACACACCAGAGCAGAAAGCGGCCGUGCUUCGGAUACGAAAAUGCUCUGCGACGGCGUUCUACGAGAUUCUGGCAUUGGAGAAGACGGCGACGGAUGGCGAGAUAAAGAAGGCGUACCGGAAACUGAGUCUGUUGACGCAUCCUGAUAAGAAUGGGUAUGAGGGGGCGGACGAGGCGUUCAAAAUGGUCUCGCGCGCGUUCCAGAUCUUGUCGGAUUCGGAGAAGAAGGCCAAGUAUGACAAGUUCGGCGGGGAUCCCGAUAGCAGGUUCCAGCCGUCAGGUGGUCCGGCUGGUGCGUCGCCUUUCGGUGGUUUCUCUGGUGGUGGGUUCCCUCGAGGACCAGGAGGGCCUGGGUUCGAUGAGGAGAUAUCACCGGAGGAGUUGUUUAAUCGCUUCUUUAACGGUGGGCUUGGUGGUGGGUUUGGACCGUUCGGCGGUCCGCAGUUCGUCUUUAACAUGGGAGGUGGCCCCGGGUUCAGAGUUCAUCAGUUUGGAGGCUCUCGACCUCGACGACGGCCUCGUGAAAAUGCUGAGUCCCAACCUACGCCAUCGCUCUGGGCCACUUUCCAGCAGUUUCUGCCCCUAAUCCUUCUCUUCGUGCUCCCGCUGCUCUCCUCGCUCUUCUCCGGUUCGCCUACCCCCGAUGGGCCCUCUUAUCGAUUUGAAGCCGUAUCUCCUCAUACGAUGCAACGAACAACACCCAAGCUCAAUAUAAACUAUUUUGUCAACCCGCUAGAUGUGGACGACUACAACACGCGAAAGUUCAAUAAUUUGGAUAAGCGUGUGGAAGUGGAAUAUGUUACUAGACUCCGGCACGAGUGCGAGAGUGAAAUACACGCUCGUGAUCGGAUGAUCCAGGAUGCGCAAGGCUGGUUCUUCCCCGAUGUAGAGAAACUGAAGGCGGCCCGGACGAUGGAGCUUAAGAGCUGUCGUCGGUUAGAAAGCCUGAAAGGGAGGUAUUAG
Messenger RNA from Aspergillus calidoustus, 1053 nucleotides. The record is from the annotation of a GenBank genome assembly. NCBI's taxonomy places the organism in Eukaryota, Fungi, Ascomycota, Eurotiomycetes, Eurotiales, Aspergillaceae.